Trichechus manatus latirostris (Florida manatee) is the source of this 5738-nucleotide messenger RNA. RefSeq names its product poly(ADP-ribose) polymerase family member 4 (gene PARP4). The coding region runs from base 379 to 5541 and encodes 1720 amino acids. Gene Ontology annotation, molecular function: NAD+ poly-ADP-ribosyltransferase activity. The record is from RefSeq and is a predicted model, not a curated record. Gene Ontology annotation, cellular component: cytoplasm. Lineage: Eukaryota; Metazoa; Chordata; Mammalia; Sirenia; Trichechidae. The transcript is spliced from 36 exons.
AGUGCGGGGUGCCGGGCGCGGCCGCCGGAGGUCGGUGGCGCAGGGUUCUGCCCGCGCUGGCUCGGGGCUUGCCCAGCUGCCCGCGGAGGCCGGAACCGGAGAGAGAGAGUCUCGGGCCCAAGUACCCGGAGCCGCCGGGUCUCAGCCAGAUAAUGGUGUAGUCAUUGAAGAGAUUCUGAAGCCAUAAAUCCAGUCGACCUCGUGGAGACCUGGACUGCGGAGCAGAAGCCGGCAAAGAGAGGUCCUAUCUUCUGGACCCACCUGAUGGGGCAUGUCUGUGUGGCUGAAAGGCGGACUUCCAGAGUGUCUUCAGUUUUGAGUUAGCAGAGUGUCCAAUGGCCAUAGUCUCAGUGGUUCCUUCAUUGUCUGUCAGACCAGAUGACUGUGGGAAUCUUUGCAAAUUGUACGUUCUGUUUGAAAGUCAAGUACUUACCUCGACAGCAGAAGAAAAAGCUACAAACUGACAUUAAGGAAAAUGGUGGAAAUUUUUCAUUUUCAUUACAUCCCCAGUGCACGCAUAUAAUCUUAGACAAUGCUGAUGUUCUGAGUCAGUAUCAAAUGAAAUCUAUCCAAGAGAAACAUAUCCAUAUUGUAAACCCAGAUUUCAUAUGGAACUCUGUCAAAGAAAGGAGACUCUUGGAUGUAAAGAAUUACAAUCUUAAUAAUUCAUUGGAAAUCUCACUACCUCCUGGUCAAAAGGAAAGCAGUUCUGACGUGGAAACAGAUGAUCCAUCCCUGGUCAAUUCCACAGAGAAGGAAAACAUUGUGGAAUUCGCUAAGUUUUAUACAGACAAUGUUGAAAUUCCUCAUUUUUCUCAAGAAUUUGAAGUUGCAAAAUAUGACACCUUGGAAAAAAUUGAGACAGAGGGCAGGAAGGAAAUUGUAGUGGUGGAAAUGCAGUGCUUCCAGGAACACUGGGACUGUCCUUUUCUAAUAACUGCAUGUUUCCUCCUGGCUGAUGGAAUCGAGACUAGAAGACAAUUCUCUGGAAAGAAAACUUCUGCAGAUGCAAGUGAGUACUAUGAAAACUAUAUUGAAGAGCUGAAGAAACAAGGAUUUCUGCUAAGAGAAAAUUUUACACCUGAAGCAACCCAAUUAGCAUCUGAAAAAUUACAAGCAUUGCUUUUGGAGGAGGUAAUAAAUUCAGAUACUCUGAGCCAAGAGGUGAGUGAUUUGGUGGAGAUGAUUUGGGCAGAAACUCUGGGCCACCUGGAGCACACGCUUCUCAAGCCAGUGAACAAAAUUAGUCUUAAUGAUGUGAGCAAGGCAGAGGGCAUUCUCCUUCUAGUAAAGGCAGCACUGAAAAAUGGAGAAACGGCAGAACAAUUGCAAAAGAUGCUGACUGAAUUCUACAGAGUAAUACCUCACAAAGGUCCAACAACUGAAGAAGUUAACCUGAGACUAUUAUCUAAGAAAGAGGACCUCUGCCAGCUAAUAAGAGACAUGGUGAAUGUCUGUGAAAGUAAUUUGUACAAACCCAACCCACCAUCUCUUGCCAAAUACCGAGCUUUGAGAUGCAAAAUUGAGCAUGUUGAACAGAACACUGAAGAAUUUUUCAGUGUUAUGAAAGAGGUACUGCAGAAUAAUCACAGUAGAAGUCCAGUGAACAUCUUGCAGAUAUAUAGAGUUGGCAGAGUGAAUGAAGCCACAGAAUUUUUGAGCAAACUCGGCAACGUGAAAUCCUUAUUGCAUGGGUCUCCCGCACGAAACAUUGUAGGAAUUCUAUCCCGAGGGCUGCUUUUACCCAAAGUGGUUGAAGAUCACGGCGUGAAAAGAACAGACGUUGGCAAUCUUGGGAGUGGGAUAUAUUUCAGUGAUUCCCUCCGUACAAGCAUUAAGUACUCACACCCAGGAGAAAUAGAUGGCACUAGACUCUUGGUCAUUUGUAAUGUGGCCCUUGGGAAGUGUAUGGACUUGUACAAGAAGGAUUUUUCAUUAACAGAAGCACCACCAGGUUAUGACAGUGUCCAUGGAGUCUCACAAACAGCAACUGUCAUCACGGACUUUGAGGAUGAUGAAUUUGUUGUAUAUAAAACCGAUCAGAUUAAAAUGAAUUAUAUUAUUAAAUUUUGCAUUCCUGGAGACCAGAUAAAGGACUUUCAUCCUUGUGGUAAUACUGAAUUAGAGGAAUAUGUACCUGAAUUUUCAAGUUUUCCAAAGGCUGAAGAUUACCAGUUACCAGAUACCAAACCUUUCAGCAAUAUCAAAGCCGGUCUUCAGGAUACCUCUGGGAAUUUAGUUCCUCUUGAGGAUGUUCACAUCAAGGGGAGAGUAAUAGAUGUUGUAGCCCAGGUCAUCGUUUUUCAGACAUACACAAAUCAAAGUCAUGUGCCCAUUGAGGCAAAAUAUAUCUUUCCUCUGGAUGAUAAGGCUGCUGUGUGCGGUUUUGAAGCUUUCAUCAACGGGAAGCAUAUAGUAGGAGAGGUUAAAGAGAAGGAAGAAGCCCAUCAAGAAUACCAAGAAGCCAUCAGUCAAGGCCACGGUGCUUACUUGAUGGAUCAGGAUGCCCCUGAAGUUUUUACUGUAAGCGUUGGGAACUUACCCCCUAAGGCUAAGGUUCUUAUCAAAAUUACCUAUGUCACUGAACUCGGUGUCCAAGGCACUGCUGCUGUCUUCUUCAUGCCUGCCACUGUGGCACCCUGGCAACAAGACAAAGCAUUGAAUGAAAACGUUCAGGAUACAGUAGAGAAGAUUUGCAUCAAGGAAAUAGGGACAAAGCAAAGCUUCUCUUUGAGUAUGUAUAUUGAGAUGCCGUACGUGAUUGAAUUCAUUUCUAGUGAUACACAUAAACUAAAACAAAAGCACACAGACUGCAAAGCUGUAAUUAGCACUGUGGAAGGUAGUUCCUUAGACAGCAAUGGAUUUUCUCUCCACAUCGGUUUGUCUGAUGCAUAUCUCCCAAGAAUGUGGGUUGAAAAAUAUCCUGAUAAAGAAAGUGAGGCUUGCAUGCUUGUCUUUCAGCCAGAUUUCAAUAUCACCCUCCCUGAAACAGCCAAGAGGAGUGAAGUGAUUAUCUGUCUUGAUUGUUCCAAUUCUAUGAAGGGUGAAGCAUUCUUGCAAGCUAAGAAAAUUGCCUUAUAUGCACUGUCCCUGGUGGAUAAAAACCAAAAAAUAAACAUUGUCAAGUUUGGUACAAGUUACAAGGAAUUAUUUUCAUAUCCUAAGUAUAUCACAAGUAAUGAGAUGCCAACAGAGUUCAUUAUGGCUGCUUCACCUACCAUGGGAAAUACAGACUUCUGGAAAACUCUCCGAUAUUUAAAUUUGCUGUACCCUUCUCAAGGGCUACGGAACAUCCUCCUUAUAUCUGAUGGGCACAUUCAGAAUGAGAGCCUCACAUUCCAGCUGGUGAAAAGAAAUGUCCAACACACCAGGUUGUUCACCUGUGGCACUGGUUCUACAGCAAAUCAUCAUAUCUUAAGGACUUUGUCCCAGUGUGGUGCCGGAGUAUUUGAAUAUUUUAACUCAAAAUCCAAGCAUAGCUGGAAAACGCAGAUAGAAGACCAAAUGACUAGAUUACACUCUCCGAGUUGCCACUCUGUCUCUGUCAAAUGGCAGCAGCUAAGCACGAAUUUGCCUGAGCCCUUGCAGGCACCAGCGUGGGUGCAGUCUUUGUUCCACAAUGACCGCCUCCUCGUCUAUGGGUUUAUUCCGCAUUGCACACAGGCAACUCUAUGUGCAUUAAUUCAAGAGAAGGAAUUUUGUACAAUGGUAUCAACUACAGAACUUCAGAAGACAACUGGAACUAUGAUUCACAAGCUGACAGCCCGAGCUCUCGUUAGAGAUUUUGAAUAUGGCAUUCUCCAUGAAAAUGAAACACAUCACCAGAUGAAGAAGCAGAUCUUGAAAUCGCUGAUUAUUAAAAUCAGUAAAGAAAACUCUCUCCUAACACAAUUUACAAGUUUUGUGGCAGUUGAAAAAAGGGAUGAGAAUGAGUCACCUUUUCCUAAUAUUCCAAAUAUUUUGGAACUUAUUGCCAAAGAAGAUGUGGACUUUCUGCCAUACAUAACUUGGCAGGAGGAGCAAUCAGGUGCCAGCAUGACACAGAUUAUUUCAGCAUCCUCUGAAUGGAAUGAAGAUUUGCAACACAAAUCUUUGACUGAAAGAAAAGUUAAAUCACCCAAGCCAGAAGUUUCUGAAGAUGUUGAAGUGUUUAAUUUAGCCACUCAACUACCAGUACAACCUUUAAUACUCAAUUCUGAAUGUGGACUUGUGGCAAAGCCACUGGAUUUAAGUUGGAUGAAUUCAUUAAAAAAAAAAAAAAUUAAAGCACAAUUUAGGAAAUCCUCUUUACACACAAAAAAUGAUGUUUUCAAGCCUUCUCUUUCUCUUGGUGCUGCACCCAUCCUCCCAGGUGCCUCUCAUGUUGAUUCUGGUUUCCUCUCUCCUCCCGUAUCUCCUCAGAACUCUCUUUUUGGUUCUCCUGGUAGUCUCAAACAGUUUGGUCCAUCUAAAUAUGACCAAGACCUUGAAACUGGCAGUUGUACUGACGUUUCUCUUAAGUUGGAUUUCCCUUCCAGGCUGCCUCCACAGAACCCACCUUUUAGAUCCCCUGCUUGUUCUCCUUUUUCUGCUGCAUCAUUUGGCUCCAAACAGAUUGAUCGAUCUAAAAUUUACCAAGACCGUGAGAUCUGUGGAACUGGCAUUUCCCUUGGAACGUACUCAACUCCCAGACCACGUCUUUUUCUUUCUCUUCCUAGACUUCCUCCCCCUGUUUCAGCCGUAGGUUUUAGUGUUCCUUCUCCUCUUCAUUUUCAAAACUCUCUGGAUCCUUUGAGUGCCAAUUAUAAGCAACCAAUAGAUUUACUUGGGUUUGCUAGCAGUGAAUCAGGAGUUUCUUUUCCAUUAAAUAUUUCUGCUGGAACUGCGUUAUCAGAUCCUCCCCUACAUGAUCUUCAGACUGCCUCAAGUCAUGAAAGUUCUUCUGAAAUGAAAAGUAAUGAAAGGUCAGUGCUUCAAGCAAGUAGGUUUUCAAAAAGGGUGGCAAAAUCUGAUGAAACAAGAAGUGACUUUACCUCAAGCUUUCAGGCACAAAAUGAUGAGGAUGACAAAGUCUGCAAACAAAGCUGGAGGAAUUUUGUGCCUUGGACUAAACUGUUCAGUCUCCAGACUGAGGGUGGCUUCUGGAAGCUUACUCCAGAACUAGGAUUUAUAUUAAACCUUAAUACAAAUUUUUUAAACAGCUUUCUUGAACAAAAAGGCAUUCAAUCUCUAGGUAUAAAAGGACAAGAAUGUCUCCUGAACCUGAUUGCCACACUUCUGGUACUACAAUUUCUUUGCACCAAGUUCAAAGAAGAAGGAAUAGUCUUCAAAUCACUGAUGAAAUUAGAUGACACUUCCAUUUCCAGGAAUAUUCCCUGGGCUAUUGAAGGAAUAAAGAAAGCAAGUGAAUGGGUAAGAAGAACUGAAGGACAAUAUCCAUCUAUCUGCCAACGGCUUGAAUUGGGUAAAGACUGGGACUCUGCCACUAAGCAGAUAUUGGGAAUUCAACCCAUAGACACCACGUCUCCUCUUUAUGGAGUCCUUAAUUACAGUCAAGGCUGAAUCAAAUGAAAUUGUAUUUUAAACUUUUUUAAUGCUUUUAUGUAUAAAACAAUCAAAUAUUAAUAGAUACCUUUAAUGACAUUUAACUUUAAUUUUAUUCAAUGUAUUCAUUAGUCACUUUAAAAUAAAAUGGAAGCAGAAUUGAUUAUUUUGAAGAACUAACCAGCAAUAAUAAAAGGAAAUUACAAUAUUACCAA